UCUAAUGUCUGAAAUAACUUAGCUUAAUAAGCCAAAUAUAAAAAACAAAAGCUACAACAAAAAGUGAAAUUAAAUUGAAACUUGAAAACAUACAAAAAGAAAAACCAAAUUAAACUUUUUUUUUUGGAAACUUAAUUUUACGAAGCCAUUAUGGGUUGUGCCAGCAGUAGUCCGAUGGUACAAACCGCUGGAAAUGAUAUGCUGAAGGCAGCCACACAUGUUGCUGAAGAUGCCACAAAAAGUGCCGAGGAGGCAGUACAAGGUGUUAAAGAGUCAAUGGGAAAAACAUUGGAAACAGCCAAGGAAACGGUGGCCACCAAAGUGGAAGAGGUCAAACACGAUGUAGAAACAACAUUAAAGGAUAAAGUGCACGAUCUCGAUGAUGCGAAAAAUGCUUUAUUGGGUAAAUUGAAUUUAAAUGCCGGAAAGACAGUCGAAACUGUGGAAAAUUCUGCCAUGGCCAUGAAAGAAGAUGCCGCGGAUAAGGGCGAGACAGCCAUGGACACAUUGCACAGCAUCGAGGAAACAAUGACGAGCAGCAGUCAAGCUAUGGAGGAGGCAAAGGAGAUGGUGGGUUUGGUACGAACCAAUACGGAAACAGAUAGUUUGCGGACUUCAACGCCGGAACCGGAAAUCGAACGGGCUCUGGCCAAUACAAAAACGAACAAGGAAGAUGGCGAUGAUGACGAAGACAAUCCCCCAACACCAAAACCCACCUUAGCUGAAUUGGAAAACCUCAGCCAAGAAGUGCUGCAGCAGCAGCAACACACGGUCAAUGACAUGUUGUCGGCCAAUGACCAUCAGGCAGACACGAAAAUCGCCUUACCCACCGUCGCAAACACCUCCAGCACCACAGAGAGCAAUGCCGGUUCCAGUGCAAUGCACUUGACACCACUACCGCUAACGUCAGCCUCCUCGAUUGCCACGAUGAUAGCAGCCAGUACUGCGGGAGCGGGGCUGGCCAGCUUGAUGAGUGCCACACCACCUCCGGCAGCCAGCGAGCAGGAAGUCAAUGCCCAACCAGUCAAAACGAAGGCUGCCAAGCGGCAGGAAAAGCUGGCCGCGGAGAGGGUAAGGCAACAGAAGCUGAUACAAAAACUGUUGGAGGAAAAGCGGCCGGGCACCACGGAGUGGGAAAAAUAUGCGGAUAUGUUGGCCCUUUUUCGAAAAUACAAUCCCCAUGAUGCUUUUCGACGCGGUGGCACUCUAACAAAAUUCAAUGGCCAUGGCACAGCGCCCAUACGAGAAAAUCCUCUGCAUGGCAUGGGUGGAGGGGAUGAUGACAGCAGUGACACCACCUCCGUGUGGGGUCGCAAAAGUCCCACGCGACGUUCAAGUGCACGUCUCGCUGGUCGUUUGCGUCCCACCUCAGCCAGUCAGCGCACAGUUAUGGGCAACACGGCCAGAAGGAGCAGCAACUCCAUAAGCAGCGGCCGAAAAUUCGACUACAAUCCCCACCGUUCGAGGGUCAGCGAACGCGGUGGCUCUAGCAGUGUAAGUUCUGGUCACAAUCUAUCCUAUCUUCCCACAAGCAAAGCAAGUGCUUACCGUCUAUCGCCCUCCUCUGGCACCCCUAUGCCCACGUAUGCACAAGAGAGUGUUAAAUCUCCCCCAGAAAUGAGAUCACAACACUCGCUAGGUACAAAUUCUUUCCAGCGUGCAUUAGAACCUCUGUGGUGGCAACAGCAGACACAUCUACCUCAAUUGGGGCAGCAACAAGGCAAAGCGGGCCACCAUACACCAUUCUCACCGUCACGCGGUGGCAGUAGUAUGCCAUUUGCUGCAAAGUCUGCUCCCUUUUCACCAUACUCUGCACUAACUCGUGAUUCUUCUGCUAACUCUUUAUCUAGUCAAGCCAUGUACCCCGGACGCGUACGUUUGUAUAAGUCCUCAUUGGAUUUGAGAUUGCCAGCGUUGUUGAGCCCGCUGCGACAACCACACUCCCAUCAUCAUCAUCAUCAUCAUAAUCACCAUCACCAUCUUGUAAGACAACACCCACCGGUGCGAAACACCUCGUCUUUCCUGGCCACCCCACGUACCUCGCAGCCAUUUAGCAUAACGAAAUCUUAUACGGAUCUCUACUUUAGUAGCACCAACAACAAUAAGGAGAACGAAACAUCCAUUGCCCGGGAUUUGAGUCCAUUUUCGCCGCAUCGUCAUGCCCGGGACAAGAGUCCGUAUAGAAUACGCGAUCGUUGUGAAUAUUGUCCCAGAAAAUAUGUGACCUAA
This is a messenger RNA of Stomoxys calcitrans (stable fly), 2229 nucleotides long. RefSeq lists its product as uncharacterized. The record is from RefSeq and is a predicted model, not a curated record. The coding region runs from base 151 to 2229 and encodes 692 amino acids. The transcript is spliced from 3 exons. NCBI's taxonomy places the organism in Eukaryota, Metazoa, Arthropoda, Insecta, Diptera, Muscidae.